AUGGCCGUCGUAUCGGCAGUUUUCUGCCCCGGAGCAACGCAUAGGCCGCUCACGCGGGCGACACUACGACAGUUGCGCCGGGCUGUUCAGGAUCCAGAUUGUGGAUGGGCCCCACGGCUGCUGGCUGUAAUUGUCGUGGCGUACGCCGUUAGCCCCAUUGACCUCAUACCAGACUUCAUCCCCAUCCUGGGUAUCCUGGAUGAUCUAAUCCUGCUGCCGGGCCUGAUCUGGCUCGCCAUACAUCUUAUCCCCGAGGACGUGUGGCAGCACGCGCUGCAACGCGCAGAGGACGAGCCGCUGUUGCUGGCGCAGAACUGGGUGGCAGCGGUCGCGAUCUUUGUCAUGUGGGAUGCGCUGCUGCUCUUUGCAGUCUACAUGGCAGUGGUGCACUUUGGGACGCCCUUCUGGCGGCAGCGCUGGUAUGUGUGGGUCAGCGUGGCUGCUGCGGUGCUCAUAGCUGCCGAGGCCGGCUGGUCGGCGUACCAGCUAAGAGCGGAGAGGCGCGCUGCAGAGGCUCGGGAACAAGCGCAGGGCAAUGUGAGCGCAAGCCUCUUGGCGAACGAGUCUGCAGACAGCAUUGUAUAG
Messenger RNA from Coccomyxa subellipsoidea C-169, 585 nucleotides. RefSeq lists its product as hypothetical. The transcript is spliced from 3 exons. The record is from RefSeq and is a predicted model, not a curated record. NCBI's taxonomy places the organism in Eukaryota, Viridiplantae, Chlorophyta, Trebouxiophyceae, Coccomyxaceae. Bases 1 to 585 code for a protein of 194 amino acids.